Rubroshorea leprosula is the source of this 2523-nucleotide messenger RNA. NCBI's taxonomy places the organism in Eukaryota, Viridiplantae, Streptophyta, Magnoliopsida, Malvales, Dipterocarpaceae. The record is from the annotation of a GenBank genome assembly.
GUUUGUAUCUGAAGAAACGGUUGUUCACCCUCAGUAUGAAUGAAAGUGGUUCCAUCAAAGACCAUCUUGAUGAGUUCAACAAGCUCGUUUUAGACUUGAAGAAUAUCGAUGUGAAGAUCGAAGAUGAAGACCAAGCAAUUAUUGUUUUGUGCUCAUUGCUUGACUCUUAUGACAACUUUGUUGAAACUCAUCUUCAUAGUAGAAAUCAACUCUUUAUGGAAGAUGUCAUGGCAGCCCUAAAUUCAAGAGAAUUGAAGAAGAAGGUGUCCGGAGACAAGAGUGUUCAUCAAGCAACAGGAUUGGUCAUAAGAGAUUCGGGUUGCUCAUUCCAUGUAUGCCCACAACGUGACUGGUUUAAAAUAUAUAAACCAGCCACUGGCAUGGUGGUUCUUGGUGAUGAUACAACAUUGCCUAUUAUUGGAAUUGGCAACAUCCAGAUCAAGAUGUACAAUGGGAUGGUUAGAACAUUCGACGUUCAUCAUGUGCCAGGUUUGAAGGAAAAUCUCAUUUCCAUGAGUGAGCUUGACUCCAAGGGCUGCCGAUACUCCUGUGAAGGUGGAGUUCUUAAAGUCUCUAAAAGAGCUCUUGUAAUAUUGAAGGGGAAGAAAGUUGGUGGUCUUUAUCACUUACAAGGAAGCACAGUCAAUGGCACGUGUGCUGUGUCAGCUUCAAGCAGUCCAGAUAGAGAUGUAACUCGAUUAUGGCAUAUGCGACUUGGGUUGCAGUUUGGCAAAGGAGUUCAUCGAACUCAAGGCACAGUUGAUUACAUUCACUCAGACUUGUGGGGUCCCUCGCCUGUUGCAUCAAAAGGUGGAGUUGUGUAUAUGUUGACCUUCAUCGAUGAUUAUUCAAGAAAGACUGGAAAACAAAUCAAGCGUCUAAGAACAGAUAAUGGUCUUGAGUACUACAGUGGUGAGUUUGAUACUUUUUGCAAGAAUAAUGGAAUUGUGAGACAUUGCACUGUCAAGAUGACACCACAGCAAAAUGGUGUUGCAGAAAGGAUGAAUCGUACACUCUUGGAAAGGGCACAGUGUAUGCUUUCAAAUGCUGGAUUAUCAAAGGACUUUUGGGCAGAAGCUGUCAAUCAUGCUAGCUAUCUUGUAAAUCGGUCUCCAUCCACAACAAUUGGAUUAAAGACUGCAGAAGAAUUAUGGUUAGAUGUGGUGCAAGAUCUAGAGCUAACAGAUACUCCAAUGGAGGUGGAGGCACCUGAACAAACACAACAGCAGUAUAAUAUUGCUACUAGUAGACAGAGGAGGGAGACCAAACCACCUCAGAGAUAUGGCUAUAUAGAUUAUGUUGCCUAUGCUCUAUCAAUUACAGAACCAGUGGAGGCUAAGGAUCCCAACACUUAUCAGGAAGCAAUUACCAGUAAAGAAUCUCCUUAUUGGCUUGCUGCCAUGAUAGAGGAGAUUGAGUCUCUACAUAAGAACCAAACAUGGAAGCUUGUGAAGCCACCAAAGGGACAAAGAAUUGUUGGAUGCAAAUGGGUCUUCAUGAGAAAAGAAGGAAUCCCAGGGAGUAGAUUCACUCAGAGCAACUAUGAUAAUUGUGUCUAUCAUAAAAAGCUUGGAGAUGGUUCUUGGGUUUACUUGCUAUUGUAUGUUGAUGACAUGCUUAUUACUGCCAAAAGCAUGUUAAUCAUUGAUGAUUUGAAGAAGCAGCUUAGUGGUGAGUUUGAGAUGAAAGACUUGGGUGCAACUAAAAAGAUCUUAGGAAUGGAGAUUCACAGGGACUGCAAGGGAGGUAAAUUGUUUCUCUCUCAAAAGAAGUACAUUGAAAAGGUACUUGAGUGGUUUGGCUUACAUGAAGCUAAGGCUGUGACUACUCCUUUGGGAGCACAUUUUAAGCUUUCAUCAAAUUUGUCACCAGAAACAGAGGAGGAGAAGAAGUUUAUGGCACAUGUUCCUUAUGCGAGUGCUAUUGGGAGCUUAAUGUAUGCUAUGGUAUGUACUCGUCCUGAUAUUUCACAUGCAGUUAGUGUGGUUAGUCGGUAUAUGGCUAAUCUGGGUAAAGAACAUUGGGAAACUAUGAAGUGGAUCCUCCGGUAUUUACGAGGUACAAUAGAUGUUGGACUAGUCUAUGAUCGGAGUGCUAAUCCAAAUGGAAAUGUAGUCAGAUUUGUCGACUCUGAUUUUGCCAGUGAUUUGGAAAAAAGGAGAUCAACUACAAGAUAUGUCUUUACUCUCUCAGGGUGUGCCAUUAGUUGGAAAGCUACAUUGCAAUCAACAAUCGCCUUGUCAAGAACUGAGGCAAAUAAAAGUGCCAUUCACUUGAUGAAGAACACCAUGUACCACGAGAGAACCAAACAUAUUCAAGUUAGGCAUCAUUCUGUCAGGGAGGUUAUAUCCAAUGGAGAUGUGCUCGUUGAAAAGAUAUCAACUGAUGAGAAUCCUGCGGAUAUGAUGACAAAGCCGGUAAGUGGAAUCAAGUUCAAGCAUUGCUUGGACUUGAUUAGUGUCCAAAUUGCUUAAUGCCCCUCGGGGCAUUAUGGCACCAAGGGAAUAAAGCUAUUGGUUCUAA